Messenger RNA from Morone saxatilis (striped sea-bass), 3121 nucleotides. It is a transcript of the gene mettl3, whose product is annotated as methyltransferase like 3. The record is from RefSeq and is a predicted model, not a curated record. Gene Ontology annotation, molecular function: mRNA (2'-O-methyladenosine-N6-)-methyltransferase activity; mRNA m(6)A methyltransferase activity. Gene Ontology annotation, cellular component: nucleus; RNA N6-methyladenosine methyltransferase complex. The transcript has 11 exons. Bases 353 to 2119 code for a protein of 588 amino acids. NCBI's taxonomy places the organism in Eukaryota, Metazoa, Chordata, Actinopteri, Moronidae.
GAGUAGUCUGUACCCAAAAUGACUCCGACAAAGAACCGCUGCACAAAUGAACAAAUAUGCUUUUAUUGUGGCGUCAUUUGCUCCCAGAAUACCACUUUUAGUACAUUCUCGAUUCAACUUUGAUCAUUUAUCUAUUUAAGAUAAUAAAUCCGCCAGAAUAAUUCGCGCACACAGCACAUAUCAGCCGGAACUUUUAAUCUCUCAACCGAGAUGCCGGUCCGGCGCUCUCCCGCCGCGCACCAUACAUCAUCUGGCUCCCAAACAACAAACCGGACCGUGUUGAACUUUUGUCUCCACAUUGUUUCACUGUGAGCGGAGUUUGAGUCCGCAACGCUGCUCAAUCCGGCUCCUCAUGUCGGACACAUGGAGCAACAUCCAGGCGCACAAGAAGCAGCUGGACUCUCUGCGGGAGAGGCUGCAGCGGCGGCGGAAAGACCCCGCACAACUGUCCGCAGACGGUGGAAGCAGCACGGAGGCUUCCACAGCCAGGAGUGACAGCCCGGCACCAUCAGCACCGGCCCCCCCUCAGGAAGAGACGGAGAAACCGCCAGACCCCGAACUAGAGAAGAGGCUGCUGGGAUAUCUCUCCGAUCUGAGUCUUUCUUUGCCAACGGACUCCCUUGCCAUCACAAAUGAACUCAACAGUUCUGAAACAGCCGUCAGUCAUGGAUGCAUCCAGAGUCUGCUGCUAAAAUUCUCCGCUCAGGAGCUCAUCGAGGUCCGGCAGCCCACCUCCGCCUCUUCCUCUUCCACCUCCUCCCCCUCAGUCGUGGUAGCAGUGGACCACACGAAACUAUGGGCCAUGAUCGGGUCCGGCGGUGGAGCCCAACGGCCCGGAGUCAAGAGAAAAGCAGAAGAUCAAACCCACCACAAAAGAGCUCCGGGGUUCUCGCCUUCGCUUCAGAGCUCCGCCUCUCCUCCCCACACCUCCUUCACCUCUCUGACGCCGGCUUCAUCCACACAGCUGGCGGGGCCUUCGGCGUCCGGGAGCGGGGCUGACAAGAAAGGCAGGAGCAGCAAAGGCCAGUCAUCCCACAUGGACAUGGAGAUCGAGAGCCUCCUGAACCAACAGUCCACGAAAGAGCAGCAGAGCAAGAAGGUGAGCAGGGAGAUUCUGGAGCUGCUUAACGCCAGCACAGCCAAGGAGCAGUCCAUCGUGGAAAAGUUCCGGUCCCGCGGUCGAGCUCAGGUCCAAGAGUUCUGCGACCACGGGACCAAAGAGGAGUGUGUGCGCUCCGGUGACACACCUCAGCCGUGCACUAAGUUACAUUUCCGUCGCAUUAUCAACAAGCACACGGACGAGAGCCUCGGCGACUGCUCCUUCCUCAACACGUGUUUCCACAUGGACACCUGCAAGUACGUCCACUAUGAGAUCGACAGCCCUCCGGAGGCCGAGGGGAGCAUGCUGGGGCCGCAGGCCGGGACUACAGAGCUUGGCCUCUGUCAAGGGGACGCAGACAGCAACGUGGGCAAACUCUUCCCCUCACAGUGGAUCUGCUGUGAUAUCCGCUACUUGGACGUAUCCAUCCUUGGUAAAUUUGCUGUGGUGAUGGCUGACCCUCCGUGGGACAUCCACAUGGAGCUACCCUACGGCACGCUGACUGACGACGAGAUGAGAAAGCUCAACAUCCCCAUCCUGCAAGAUGACGGCUUCCUCUUCCUCUGGGUCACCGGCAGGGCUAUGGAGCUCGGCAGAGAGUGUCUCAGUCUUUGGGGCUACGAGCGUGUCGAUGAAAUCAUUUGGGUGAAAACCAACCAGCUCCAGAGAAUCAUCCGCACAGGAAGGACAGGCCAUUGGCUGAACCACGGGAAGGAGCACUGUCUGGUGGGUGUGAAGGGAAACCCUCAGGGGUUCAACAGAGGUCUGGACUGCGAUGUCAUUGUGGCCGAGGUCCGCUCCACCAGUCACAAACCGGAUGAGAUCUACGGCAUGAUAGAGCGACUGUCGCCCGGCACCAGGAAGAUCGAGCUUUUCGGUCGACCCCACAACGUCCAACCCAACUGGGUAACUCUUGGAAACCAGCUGGAUGGAAUUCACCUCUUGGAUCCCGAUGUCGUGGCUCGAUUUAAGAAGCGCUAUCCUGACGGCGUCAUCUCCAAACCCAAAAACAUGCAGUGAUGACUUUAUCAGUGAUCACAGGUUUGGAGAAGUUUGUCUAUAGACUGUUUUUGUUUUGUUUUUUUUAUACCAGUGAACUAAUUUCUUAAAUAAAUGUUGUCAACAAGAUACAUCGUCUGUGUCUUGGUUAAGAAAUGAUUGAAACUAUGUGAGGAAAUAAUGUGAAUUACUUUUGCAGCAAUGUUAUCUGUACAUGAAUGUAUGUGACACCCCACCAUAUAUAAGCAAGCAAAACAUCACAUUCACCACCAAUAAAAAAAACACAAGAGACAUUUUUCAUUUAACGUUUUUGUUAUUUUGUUAGUAAAGAAUAAUGUUAGUUUGUAAUGUAGUUUUGAAUAGCUGAUCAUUUUUGCAAUAACAAAAAGGACAAAAGUUUCCAAUUUCAGCAGGUUUUUCACAGUUAUUUGGGAACAUUUUAGGCAAAUGCAGAACCCCUGUUCAUCCUAAAGGUCACGGUGUGUUAAAAAGAGUAAAUACAUUUUUAUAUUUAAUGUAACCAGGAGUUUGUUUUUUUUUUAAUUAUAAAAAUAUUAAAGGAGUUAUAAUUUAGUGAGCUGAAGCCAAACAUAACUUACAAAAUGUAUAUCAUUUUGUGGUGCAGCUCAUUUCUUAACACUUUCCAAAGAGGGAGCAAAAAACAGCAGCUGGGUAUCCUCAGACUUGGUCUGCAAAUAUACAUAUUGUCAACAUGUCCCAUAUGCAUUUGAUCUAGGAUAAUGCUUGAUGCAUUUUAUGAAAGAGCAAACCUUCUGUUUUGUAGUGUUUGUCAGUGCACAGGGGUUUUGUCACAAAGCAGGAUUCGGUUCAGUUUGGUUUAGAAAUGAUGAUGGCUGGUAAUUAUAAAUAAGGAAUUCUUCAUUGUACUCUUUAGUUAACUCUCCCAUCCUACUUUGUGAAACAUCCCUAUUUCACAUGGGGCGUUAUCUCAUCAGCAAAUUGAAAAAUCAGCGGUUUCUUUCCACAAUGGUAAUCAAAUAAGAAUUUGUAAAAAAAGAAAAA